Messenger RNA from Melitaea cinxia (Glanville fritillary), 6461 nucleotides. It is a transcript of the gene para, whose product is annotated as sodium channel protein para. Gene Ontology annotation, biological process: sodium ion transmembrane transport; membrane depolarization during action potential; neuronal action potential. Gene Ontology annotation, molecular function: voltage-gated sodium channel activity; calcium ion binding. Gene Ontology annotation, cellular component: plasma membrane; voltage-gated sodium channel complex. The coding region runs from base 345 to 6461 and encodes 2038 amino acids. The transcript is spliced from 35 exons. The record is from RefSeq and is a predicted model, not a curated record. NCBI's taxonomy places the organism in Eukaryota, Metazoa, Arthropoda, Insecta, Lepidoptera, Nymphalidae.
UGCGCGCGCGCCGAAGUAGAAGAGAGGAGCGCGCGCGGCCUGCACGCGACGCGGCCACCACCCGGCGCGCCCUCUAGACAAAACCCUGCAUUACUAUAAGGUCGGACAUGAAAAAUCUCGCUUAUUUGCUGGCUGUCCCUAUCAGCGAGUACGUGGUGACGUUCAUCUCUUUAGUAGCCGCGGCCACACUGCUCUCGAGGACGACAGAAGGGCGCUCCGCCCGUAGGUGGUCGGCGGGAGAACGCGGGCGCAGGGCGUACUGCCGCACGCGCUUUCCCUACCACACACACCCGCCCAUUCACUGUUAGCAGUAGGCAGUUUACUCGGGGGGAGUUCGAUAGACAAUGUCCGAGGAUUUGGACUCGAUCAGCGAGGAAGAACAAAGUUUGUUCCGACCCUUCACCCGAGAGUCAUUGGCCAUUAUCGAGGCCCGCAUAGCUGAAGAGCAUGCCAAGCAAAAGGAACUCGAGAAAAAACGAGCGGAAGGCGAGGUGCGGUACGACGAUGAGGAUGAAGACGAGGGUCCCCAACCAGACGCGACCCUGGAACAGGGCCUACCGCUGCCGGUGCGGAUGCAGGGCUCAUUUCCCCUCGAACUUGCGUCCACACCUCUCGAGGACAUCGAUCCUUUUUACCACAACCAAACCACAUUCGUAGUCAUAAGCAAGGGUAAAGAUAUCUUCAGAUUUUCGGCGUCUAAUGCCUUGUGGAUACUGGAUCCGUUCAAUCCCAUAAGAAGAGUGGCCAUAUACAUAUUAGUGCAUCCUUUGUUCUCACUUUUUAUUAUUACUACAAUCCUUGUGAACUGUAUACUUAUGAUAAUGCCUACCACACCAACUGUCGAGAGUACUGAAGUUAUCUUUACCGGCAUCUACACCUUUGAAUCGGCGGUGAAAGUAAUGGCCAGGGGUUUCAUACUACAGCCAUUCACAUACCUUAGAGAUGCAUGGAAUUGGCUUGACUUCGUAGUUAUAGCUUUAGCUUAUGUGACGAUGGGCAUAGAUCUCGGCAACUUGGCCGCUCUCAGAACCUUCAGAGUUCUCCGAGCUUUGAAGACUGUGGCCAUCGUACCGGGCCUGAAGACUAUCGUGGGUGCGGUGAUAGAGUCAGUGAAAAAUCUUCGAGAUGUGAUAAUAUUGACAAUGUUUUCAUUAUCCGUGUUCGCACUUAUGGGUCUACAAAUCUAUAUGGGUGUGUUAACACAGAAGUGUAUAAAAGUAUUUCCGGAAGAUGGUAGUUGGGGUAAUCUAACUGACGAGAAUUGGGAGAGAUUUUGUCAAAAUGAAACGAAUUGGUAUGGUGAAGAUGGAGAUUAUCCGCUUUGUGGAAAUUCUUCCGGAGCUGGACAAUGUGAACCAGGCUAUGUAUGUUUGCAAGGCUAUGGACCAAACCCAAACUACGGAUAUACGAGUUUUGACACAUUUGGCUGGGCUUUUCUUUCAGCUUUUCGACUCAUGACACAGGAUUACUGGGAAAAUUUAUAUCAACUGGUGCUGAGGUCAGCAGGUUCAUGGCACGUCUUGUUCUUUGUAGUUAUAAUUUUUUUGGGCUCGUUCUAUCUCGUCAACUUGAUUUUGGCCAUCGUCGCCAUGUCAUAUGAUGAGUUGCAAAAGAAGGCAGAGGAAGAAGAACAAGCCGAAGAAGAAGCGCUUAGGGAAGCGGAACAAAAAGCAGCUGCUCGAGCUGAUAAGCAAGAAGCGAGAGAGGCUCAUGCUCGCGAGCAAGCGGCCGCGGCAGAGGCGGCAGCGUACGCCGAGGCGCACCCCGCCAAGUCCCCCAGCGACUCCUCCUGUCAGAGCUACGAGUUGUUCGUGAAUCAGGAGCGCGGCAACCAGGACGACAAUACGCGAGAGCGCAUGUCCCUCCGUAGCGACCCCUUCCAGGACUCGGUGAGCACUCAGCCAACGCACAAGCCCACCGCCAACGAAUCGCACCACGAACCGGCACGCCGACAGAGGAAGGUCAGCAUGGCUUCAUUGUCACUGCCCGGAUCACCGUUCAAUUUACGUCGCGGAUCUCGUGGGUCCCAUCAAAUGGCUCUCAGGCCGAAUGGAAGGAAUCGAUAUCCUCCUGGUGCUGACCGCAAACCACUUGUACUUUCAACGUAUUUGGAUGCUCAAGAACAUCUACCGUACGCUGAUGAUUCUAAUGCUGUAACACCGAUGUCUGAAGAAAACGGAGCUAUUAUUAUACCUGUCUACUACGCAAAUUUAGGUUCGAGACAUUCUUCUUACACGUCACAUCAAUCUCGGUUGUCGUACACUUCGCACGGAGACCUGUUAGGUGGAAAAGCGCAAACGAAAGAAGCGAGGCUAAGAGGACGAUCUGCCUCGAGGAACCACAGCGUUACAUCACAGCCUCAUGCUUACCCACUGCCUAGACAAGACUCGUCACUUGCGUCUAGACCGCUUAGAGAAUAUGAAAUAAGCACUACAGAAUGCACAGACGAGGCUGGUAAAGUCUUAAAACAAUCUAACGACAAUCCUUUUAUCGAAUCAACGCAGCAGCCCAACGUAGUAGAUAUGAGAGAUGUAAUGGUACUAAAUGAAAUUAUCGAACAAGCAGGCAGACAAAGUAGAGCCAGCGAACAAAACGUGUCAGUAUACUACUUCCCAACAGCAGAAGACGAUGAGGAUGGACCCACCUUCAAAGAAAGACUCCUCGAGUGCUUAAUGAAAGGAAUAGACUUCUUCUGUGUAUGGGAUUGCUGUUGGUUGUGGUUGGAGUUCCAAAAAUAUGUGGCUCUACUAGUGUUCGACCCUUUCGUAGAACUGUUUAUCACGUUAUGUAUCGUGGUCAACACUUUGUUUAUGGCUUUGGAUCAUCAUGAUAUGGACAGAGAUAUGGAAAAAGCUCUAAAAAGUGGCAAUUAUUUUUUCACAGCAACCUUUGGUAUAGAAGCCAUGUUAAAGUUAAUAGCUAUGAGUCCUAAAUAUUAUUUUCAAGAGGGUUGGAACGUUUUUGACUUCAUUAUUGUGGCCUUAUCAUUGUUGGAAUUGGGUUUGGAAGGUGUACAGGGUUUGUCAGUGUUACGUUCAUUUCGUUUGCUUCGAGUAUUCAAAUUGGCAAAGUCAUGGCCGACACUUAAUUUACUCAUCUCUAUAAUGGGUAGGACGAUGGGUGCCUUGGGCAACCUGACCUUCGUAUUGUGCAUCAUUAUUUUCAUAUUUGCCGUGAUGGGUAUGCAACUAUUCGGGAAAAAUUAUGUUGACUACGUAGACCGUUUUCCGGACGGAGACCUUCCCCGAUGGAACUUCACAGACUUCAUGCACAGCUUCAUGAUUGUCUUUCGAGUACUCUGUGGAGAAUGGAUAGAAAGCAUGUGGGACUGUAUGCUCGUUGGCGACGUAUCCUGCAUACCAUUUUUCUUAGCCACGGUUGUCAUUGGUAAUCUUGUGGUUCUCAACCUCUUCUUGGCCCUAUUGCUCUCAAAUUUCGGUUCUUCAAACUUAUCAUCACCGACUGCUGAUCAAGAUACUAACAAAAUUGCUGAAGCUUUCAACAGAAUUUCAAGGUUCAUAGACUGGGUUAAAAGAAACGCAGCGGAAAUACUGAAAUUGGUGAAAAAUAAACUUACAAAUCAAAUAGCCAUACACGCUCCCGAACGGGUGGACAACGAGCUCGAAUUAGGUGCCGACCUCGAUGAUGGAGGUCUAUACAAAGAUAAAAAAUUAAAAGACCAAGUAGAAGUAGCAAUCGGCGAUGGCAUGGAGUUCACGAUACCGGGUGACAAUAAAUACAAGAAAGGUAAAAUACUAAUGAACAAUAUAAAUGCAAUAACGGACAAUCAUACAGACAAUAGAAUUAAUUGUGAAUUGAAUCAUCAUGGAUAUCCCAUUCAGGACGAUGACACGAUAAGUCAAAAAUCGUAUGGAAGUCACAAAAUUAGAUCUUUUAAAGAUGAAAGUCAUAAAGGUUCAGCAGACACCAUAGAUGGUGAAGAAAAGAAAGACGCCAGUAAAGAAGAAUUAGGAUUGGAGGAAGAAAUGAUACCAGAAGAAGAUGCUGGACCAAUGGAUCUACCUAAAGUUGAUAUAAAAGCAGCAGAGGGUGACAUGAUUGAUGACACUCCAGCAGACUGUUGUCCAGACCCGUGUUAUCAACGCUUUCCGUUUUUGGCUGGAGAUGAUGAGUCGCCUUUCUGGCAAGGAUGGGCCAUGUUGAGACUGAAAACAUUUCGACUUAUUGAAAACACAUACUUCGAAACGGCUGUGAUAACUAUGAUUUUACUCAGUAGUUUGGCUUUGGCUCUAGAAGAUGUCCAUUUACCGCAUCGACCGAUUCUUCAAGAUAUCCUUUACUAUAUGGACCGAAUCUUUACCGUUAUAUUUUUCAUUGAGAUGUUGAUUAAGUGGCUUGCUCUUGGAUUCCAAAAAUACUUCACCAAUGCCUGGUGUUGGCUUGAUUUCAUCAUUGUCAUGGUCUCGCUUAUAAACUUCGUAGCGGCACUUUGUGGAGCCGGUGGCAUUCAGGCGUUCAAAACGAUGAGAACGCUUCGCGCCCUCCGACCGCUCAGAGCUAUGAGCCGCAUGCAGGGCAUGAGGGUGGUUGUGAACGCUCUGGUGCAAGCUAUACCAUCCAUCUUCAACGUGCUGCUCGUGUGUCUGAUAUUCUGGCUUAUAUUUGCUAUUAUGGGUGUACAACUCUUCGCUGGAAAAUAUUUCAAGUGCGUCGAUAUGAACCACACAACACUGAGUCAUGAAAUUAUACCUGAUAAAAACGCUUGUAUCUUAGAAAACUACACUUGGGAAAACUCUCCAAUGAAUUUUGAUCACGUUGGGAAGGCUUACUUGUGCCUAUUCCAAGUUGCUACUUUCAAAGGUUGGAUUCAAAUCAUGAACGACGCUAUCGAUUCACGAGAGGUUGGUCGUCAACCGAUUCGAGAAACUAACAUAUACAUGUACUUGUAUUUCGUAUUCUUCAUUAUAUUCGGCUCAUUUUUCACACUCAACCUAUUCAUUGGUGUGAUUAUUGACAAUUUUAAUGAACAAAAGAAGAAAGCAGGAGGUAGCCUAGAAAUGUUUAUGACUGAAGAUCAGAAAAAGUAUUACAAUGCAAUGAAGAAAAUGGGCUCGAAAAAACCGCUUAAAGCGAUUCCUAGACCAAGGUGGCGACCGCAGGCAAUUGUGUUCGAAAUAGUUACGGAUAAAAAGUUUGAUAUGAUAAUCAUGCUGUUUAUUGGUCUUAAUAUGUUAACAAUGACUCUUGAUCAUUACCAACAAUCAGAAACCUUUAGUCAAGUAUUGGACUAUCUCAAUAUGAUAUUUAUCGUAAUAUUUAGUUCAGAGUGCCUACUCAAAAUCUUUGCCUUACGAUAUCAUUACUUUGUAGAACCAUGGAAUCUAUUUGACUUCGUCGUUGUCAUGUUUUCUAUUCUUAGUUUGGUUUUGAGUGACAUUAUAGAAAAAUACUUUGUUUCACCGACUUUACUAAGAGUCGUCAGAGUAGCAAAAGUCGGUAGAGUACUGCGUCUCGUAAAAGGUGCAAAGGGCAUAAGAACACUACUAUUUGCAUUGGCUAUGUCACUGCCAGCUCUGUUCAAUAUUUGCCUACUGCUGUUUCUCGUGAUGUUUAUCUUCGCAAUAUUUGGAAUGUCAUUUUUCAUGCAUGUUAAAGACAAAGGAGGUCUAGAUGACGUGUACAACUUUAAAACAUUCGUGCAGAGUAUGAUUCUGCUAUUUCAGAUGUCAACAUCAGCGGGUUGGGAUGGUGUGUUAGACGGUAUUAUAAAUGAGGAAGAGUGUGAUCUACCGGAUAACGAACGUGGAUCACCUGGCAAUUGUGGUUCAGCUACCAUCGGUAUUACGUACCUACUCUCCUACCUUGUGAUCUCUUUUCUCAUCGUCAUCAACAUGUACAUCGCUGUGAUUCUCGAAAAUUACUCUCAGGCUACCGAAGACGUGCAGGAAGGCCUAACCGACGACGACUACGAUAUGUACUACGAAAUAUGGCAGCGUUUCGAUCCUGAAGGAACGCAAUACAUUAGAUACGAUCAACUAUCAGAUUUCUUAGACGUCCUCGAACCGCCAUUACAAAUCCACAAACCGAACAAAUACAAAAUUAUAUCCAUGGAUAUACCUAUAUGUCGCGGAGAUAUGAUGUUCUGCGUCGACAUCUUAGACGCGCUCACGAAGGACUUCUUCGCGAGAAAGGGUAAUCCGAUCGAGGAGCCCGUCGACGUGGGAAGACCCGACGAGGUGGGCUACGAGCCCGUGUCGUCGACCCUGUGGCGACAGCGUGAGGAGUACUGCGCGCGACUGAUACAGCACGCGUGGCGGCGGCACCGGCGGGCGCAGUCGCCGGGCGGCGGCUCGGGCGGCUCGGGCGCGGGCGGGGAGGAGGGCGCGCCCACGGCCGUGCUGCUGGACGCGGGCGCGGGCGGCGCGCACCGCGUGGUGCUGCAGGCGGCGGGCGCGGCGCCGCGGCCGCCCGAGCCCGCGCCGCCGCCCGCGCCCGUCUGA